AAAAAAAAAAAAUUGGCCUUUAUUUAGUUUAGUUGUACUUUUGUUGUUAGAUUAGAGUUUGUUAUGCUGCAUCCUAAAAUUACAAUUCAAAAAGCAUGAUUGUUUAUAUAUUUCAUCCACAUAAAAAAAUAUGUCUGAUUAGAUUUGCAAGAUUUUACUUCUUAGUGUUGAUUUUUGCAACAUUUAACCUGCUUGCAUUUUUAUUUCACAAUUAAAACCUAUGUCAUCCAGAUUAAUUGGCUGUUUCCUGAUUAUGUGGUCGACUUGCCAUUUUUCAUGUGCCGGUAUUUAUACCAAUGGAACUCACACACACACACACACACACACACCUACAUAUCUUUACGAACACAAGUGAUCAUACCAGCGAUAUAACCAGAAAGUAUGUUUAAAAAAAAAAAAAGAUCAAAUAAUAAAGAAAGUUAAAUCAACUAACUCAUUAUGUAUUUGUGUCAUGAUUUUUAAAUACCUCAUUAUUUGGAUGAAUUAAUAAAACCGCAUCGGUGUAAUCAUGAAAACUACCGACUACAACCAGCGGGGGCGCUGUCGCUGUCUCAACCGAUAUGCUGACCGGAAGUACUGUGAACGGGCGGGAAGUUAAAAGUUUGUGUAUAUUGGAUUAAAACAUAUUGCCAUUACUAAGUAACUUCUGCAUAACGUUAAUAAAGUAAAGCUGCAUCUUCCACGCGAGCAGGGUAAGUUAAAGGACCCAAAUGAGCUAAAUGUGGUCAACUACUCGAGUUAACGACGCUAGCUGACACGAACAGUAGCCUGUUAGUGGUGCUAGCUAGCUAACUGAGCUCGCUACGAGUUGUUUACUUUCUGUUGCCUGUCAGGAUGGCGGACAGAAACCUUGUGUUGGAAUUAAAACGUUGGGCGACGGAGGAGUUCAAUCUGCUCCCGGACAGUCUUCCGAAUGACGGCUACUUUAAAACGCUUUGUAUCGGGACAGGAAAGUCGAUAUGGAAAUAUGUCAUCCAACACGUUUUUCAACAGAGGAACGCGCGGAUCAUGCGUGGCAAUCUCCAGUGGUACAAAGUUCUACAAGACAAAGAGUUGAAGCAGGCUGAGGGCCAGAGUGAGGCUGCUAAGCAGAGAGAGCUUCAGAGGAAGAUAGAGCAACUGAGAGCAGAGAUCAGUCACUUGGACUCUCAGAUCGUUGGAACGGAAGAACAGUUGGCUACACAAGAGCAGUCCAUCAGUUGUACCUGGGCCCAGGUGGAGGACAGUCAGCGCAGAGAGCUGCUCUUGCAGGCAUUCAGGCAGCGCUGCAUCUUAGGCCGCAAGGUGCUCUCUGGUGACACGCAAAAGAUCAAUGGACACUGCCAGGCCAUGGAACAAAUAGCCAGGAAAGCAGAGAUUGAGGUGCUGUUUGAUAAUAAGUCCCCCAGCAGCAGUGAUGGUGACAACUUCGACUCUCAAGUCGCGGCAGAGGCACAGGUCCUGCGUGAAGUAAGAGAGCUGUGUGACGACAGGGUCCACUUCUAUCAGUCUUUACAAGAGAGUGAACUGAAAACGGCGCACUCUGCAUUCAAACAUAUGACUCGUGAACAAAGGACUGCUGUGUUUCAUUAUUGGCUGAGUGCUGUUGAGAACAUGUUGGGCGGUUAUCCUCCAAACCAUGUCCUCUCCGCUUUGCAGUAUUUAGCAUCCAGAGAGCAGAAGGAACUAGAGGAGAAACUAGCCUCUCUGGAUGUGACGCAGGAUGUGACAGCUCUACGGUUCCGCUAUGAAAGCAAUCACCUACUGGACAUGUCAGCAGAAGAGGACAAUGAGUUGCCAUCGGUUAAGACCCUCCUAGAGGAUGCUUGGGAAGAGGUGGAGCAGAGUUUGGUGGAACUGGCCAAGACUCGCUCCAGAGUCCAGCAGCUCCAAAACCAGCUCCAGGCCCGCAAGAAGAAGGCUGAGCAGGAGGUGUCUGGCAUUACGGAUGAGCUCCACGACGCCUUGGCACUGUCGGCUCUAGAUGUGGAACUUCAGUGUGUGAUGCAGGCAGCAGCCAGGGAUCAAAUCAGAGAGCGGUGUAUCCAACUUGACCAGCAUGCCAGAAGCCGACAGGAGGCGCUUAGGAACCUCCACAGCCAGUGGCAGAGCAUCCUUGACUUCAGACAACAAGUGGUUCUCAGACAGGAGCAUAUCAGAGGUCUGAUUAAGGGGAACUCAACAGCCAAGACAGCGCUUAUUCGUCUGCACACAGAGUUACAGGAAUUUGUCCGGGGCAAACUGGUGCCACAGUUUGAAGUGGUCACCACUGCAGCCAGCAGUCAAAGAAACUCCAUUUCCAAGGAGGCCAGACAGUUGGGAACGAUUUCGCUUCUUGCUUUGGACUGUAGAUCUGUUGAUGGAAUGCAAAGGAUCCCUGCAUCGUGGUUGUCCAUCCAUCGCUUGCAAUCCCCGACCUUUAGCAGCUUGUGUCAGAACCUGGCAUUCCCACUCUACAGGGCUCCAGAGGAGUUGUGUUCCCAGGCGCGCUCCCAGCAGCUUGAGUUACGUUUUCUCCGUCAGUCACUGCAACUCCACUCGGCUACUUUGAGGAAAAUUCAGAAGGAAACAGAGUUGCUGCAUGCACCCGAUCAAAAAGCUCUGCUGUCCAGAGUCCUGGAAGAGGAUCAGAAGCUUCUGGAGGCUCAUGUACAGAGAGUCAGAUGCCUCAACCAACAUUGCUCCCAAGGCCUUUCUUACGGGGUCCAAGUCAAAACGGCCAUCUCUUACUGGUGGGAUCGGCCAGCCCAGCAUGUGCUGCCUGAUGUCAGUAAAGGAGGACUGACUUUUCAACAGUGGCUACAAAGGUGGAAACUUACUGCCAAAGCCUCUUAGGGGGCGACUCAUCCUUUAGAGAAUCGGAAGGAGAUCCUUUACCGCACCUUUCAGUGGCAACAUGACGAUGCUACUAUAGUUGUAAAAUGCACACUUCUUUUAUUCCCCUCUGUUUUUCAUGCUCGUUACUUCACUUGAUGUUUUAACCAUGUGAAAGUCCGUCACCAAUAAAUCAUUUUAGAAUCCAA
This is a messenger RNA of Anarrhichthys ocellatus (wolf-eel), 3002 nucleotides long. It is a transcript of the gene haus5, whose product is annotated as HAUS augmin-like complex, subunit 5. Gene Ontology annotation, cellular component: centrosome; HAUS complex. Gene Ontology annotation, biological process: spindle assembly; centrosome cycle. The transcript has 19 exons. The coding region runs from base 835 to 2814 and encodes 659 amino acids. The record is from RefSeq and is a predicted model, not a curated record. NCBI's taxonomy places the organism in Eukaryota, Metazoa, Chordata, Actinopteri, Perciformes, Anarhichadidae.